AGCCUAUGCUCACAAGGCAAGGAAUGGCGAAGGCCAAGAAUUGGGAGGCAUUGGAGGGGAGCAGACGUGAAGAGGAGGCGGAGGACGGAGAUGGUGGCAGCCAUGGCAGUUUGCUGCUAGAGAAUGGCGUCGUCAAGAUUGAGAAGACUAGUGAGGAUGAAGGCAAUAUCAGGGAGAAGAAAUGGAAUUCUUCCUCUUCCGCUGUCUUCUCUAGUCACUCGCAUCAGAUCGACCGGGAGUCGAUAGAUGCUUAUGUAAUCACUGCAUCUCCCACCUUCGGAUUUCUUCGUCACAGUCAUCCCAGUCUCUGCUGCUCAACUACCCAUGGAGUCGAUGAUAAGGAUUUGGGAGCCAAAUUGCCGCUGCUAUCAGCUGGAAGCUUUGCUCAGGACUCCGCUGAAAAGCUAUCAAGUAGAUCAUCCAAAGAGUCAGAUGACCAAAACUUGCAGUCCUCUCGAGAAGGGCAAGGUGCUCCAGGAUGUAGCUUGACCCAGACCAUUUUCAAUGGUGUUAACCUGAUGGUGGGAGUUGGACUUCUAACUAUAUCAUUCACCAUAAAAGAAGCUGGAUGGGCAAGCUUGCUUGUCUUAACGUGCUUUGCAGCCAUGUGUUGCUACACGGGCAUCCUCAUGGGACGCUGUAUGGGAAGCAGGGAAGGCAUUACAAGCUAUCCAGAUAUAGGAGAAGCUGCUUAUGGAAAAUGUGGGCGUGUUUUUGUACUUGUGGUUUUCUAUCUGGAGUUGUAUUGCAUCUGUGUGGAAUUUAUCAUCCUGGAAGGUGAUAAUCUAACAAAGUUAUAUCCGGGCAUUUCAAUUGAUUUGGCUGGGAUUCAUAUCGGCUCUGUGCACCUUUUUGGAAUCUUAACUGGCCUAGUCGUCAUUCCCACAGUUUGGUUAAAAGAUCUUCGAGUAAUGUCUUACCUUUCAGCUGGUGGUGUUCUUGCGACAAUUUUAAUAUCUCUUUCAGUGUUUGUUGUGGGUACAACCUGUGGCAUAGGAUUCCACCAAACUAGCAACUUUAUUAAUUGGAGUGGCCUUCUGUUUGCGAUCGGGGUGUAUGGGUUUUGCUACUCUGGACACUCUCUAUUUCCUAGUAUAUAUCAAUCAAUGGCAGACAAAACAAAAUUCAACAUGGCACUACUUAUCUGCUUCUUUUUAUGCACUGCGAUAUAUGGUUUAGUUGGAGCGAUGGGAUAUCUCAUGUUUGGUCAGGAAACACUAUCUCAGAUAACCUUGAACUUGCCAACGGAUGCCCUUGCUUCAAAAGUUGCAAUCUGGACAACCGUGAUCAAUCCCCUUACCAAAUAUGCGUUGGUUCUUAAUCCCUUGGCAAAGGGCUUUGAGAACUUGCUUCCAGAAGGGAGACGAAAUGAGUUGCUCAUUUGCAUGCUGAUAAGGACAGGACUAGUUAUUUCAACUGUUUGUAUUGCACUGCUUUUACCUUUUUUCGGUCUAUUCAUGGCAUUGUUUGGCUCUCUGCUAUGCUCGCUUAUGGCUGUCAUCUUUCCUCCUCUCUGUUUCUUGAAGAUUUUAAAGAAAAAGACAACCUUUGAGGUCUCCCUUUGUAUCGCAAUCAUCGGAAUAGGCAUAGUCAGCGCAGCUCUUGGCACGUACUCCUCUCUGUCUGAGAUCGUGCAGAGCUUCUACACUUGAUCUCAACAGUCUAUAUCCAAGUCAACUUCUGUUUCUGUUUUAUCUCAAUUGCAGAACUUUUAUGAAGGAUGGGCACAUCUAAACGAAUUGCUUAUGUACGCAUAAUUUGCAUGACUCGAAUUUCGUUUCUGCAAACGGUUUGAUCAUAAGAAAAAGCUAAAUGUCUGGUUCACAUAUAGUUGUCUGCUUUAGCAUACA
Molecule: messenger RNA, 1850 nt
Organism: Nymphaea colorata (pocket water lily)
Lineage: Eukaryota; Viridiplantae; Streptophyta; Magnoliopsida; Nymphaeales; Nymphaeaceae
Product: amino acid transporter AVT1A-like
Exons: 12
Coding region: 6-1652 (548 amino acids)
Cellular component (GO): plasma membrane
Source: RefSeq, a predicted model, not a curated record